Molecule: messenger RNA, 8525 nt
Organism: Sciurus carolinensis (gray squirrel)
Lineage: Eukaryota; Metazoa; Chordata; Mammalia; Rodentia; Sciuridae
Gene: Dsel
Product: dermatan sulfate epimerase like
Exons: 2
Coding region: 1188-4826 (1212 amino acids)
Molecular function (GO): chondroitin-glucuronate 5-epimerase activity; sulfotransferase activity
Source: RefSeq, a predicted model, not a curated record
CGGAGCAGCGGCGGCCGCAGCGGCAUCGCGGCCUGGCGACGCGGCCCCGGCUGGACACGCUGCCCCAAGCGCACGCCGCUUACGGCUGCCUGCGGGUUCGGGGCUCCCGGGAGCGUCCGGCGUUCCCCGAGGGCGGGCGUGCCGGAGCGCCGCGGGGCGCGGGGCGCCAGCGCCGCGGAGCAGCCCGCGCGCCGCCUCAGCCCGUCGGAGAGCGGGGUCCCUGCGGGGCUGCCGGCCGGCUCCCAGCCGCCGCGGCUCUCGGGGCCCAGCGCCGCCCCAGACCCGUCGCGGCCGGCCGGAGAAAGGAGUGUCAUGAAAAAGGAAGAAAAAAGAGACGUCAUUGUCACUGUCGGUGAAAGGGGACUUUUAUUUUCCCGUUGAUGGUUACUUCGUGAUUGGAAAAUAUGUGCCUAGGUGGCUGAAGAGAUUAGAUUUUUAUAGUUUUAUCGAUGAAGCUGAUAGAGGAAGACACGAAAAUGCUUUCCUGGGUCAUAUAGUCAGGAAGCCUGGAAAAGACAUUUGAAAUGAAGGCAGGAAUUUUAAUUUUUUUUUUUUUUUUUUGGACCACAUGGGACUUUGAACUUACUUUUUUGAAGAUGUUUUUCUCUUAAACAUGGAAGAAGAAAUAAUUCAUAAACCAAGAAGUAUUAAAAGUUGAAGGGACUAAUCAGUAAUUCCAUUCAUUCCAGGAAUGUCAGUACUUUGUCACAGUCUUCAGUCAGACACACAGAAACAAAUCAUACAUGUGUGGUGAGUGUGUCACCAUGAUGGCUUUCUGUGCUGCCAGUGACUCUUUAAUUUUAAGUUUGGAGUGCUUUUUCUUUUUUGUACAAUGUAUGAUUUGACUCUUCCUGUUAAAAUAGAUUAGUGUAAAGGAAGUAAAUGCUGCACUUUUAAUAUUUUGACUCUUACCACUGUUCCUGCGUGUUACAGAAAAAUUAGAGGUAUUAAUAAUAUUCCUUGAAGUUUUACUGGAAGCAAAACUGUGCCAGGGACACAGAUACACUGUGUAAGUUUUCUCUUUUUGGCAACUGUACCUGCUUUGGAUGAGCUGAAUGUCAGCAAAGAAGAUUUUAAAUUCAGUUUUAUGGAGAUCUUUAAUAUAUGUUUUAUAUUAACCAGAUGGAAAACACAUUAAGCACCCUCUUUGUCACGUAUGCCUAAGGAAAGGAUCUUCCCGAUGGAUCAUGGCGUUAAUGUUUACAGGACAUUUCCUACUUUUAACAUUAGUGAUGUUUGGUUUCUCUACUCUUGAAGAAUCUGUAAGCAAUUACUCUGAAUGGGCAGUUUUCACAGAUGAAAUAGAUCAGUUUAAGACACAGAAAGUGCAAGAUUUCAGACCCGAACAUAAGCUGAGGAGAAAUAUGCUUCAUCCAAGUUUAUAUUUCGAUGCUGGAGAAAUCCAAGCAAUGAGACAGAAGUCUCGCACAAGCCAUUUGCAUCUUUUCAGAGCUAUCAGAAGUGCAGUGACAGUCAUGCUGUCCAACCCAACAUACUACCUACCUCCACCCAAGCAUGCCGAUUUUGCUGCAAAGUGGAAUGAAAUCUAUGGUAACAAUCUGCCUCCUUUAGCGUUGUACUGUUUAUUAUGUCCAGAAGACAAAAUUGCCUUUGAAUUUGUCUUGGAAUAUAUGGACCGGAUGGUUGGCUACAAAGACUGGCUAGUUGAGAAUGCACCAGGAGAUGAGGUUCCAGUUGGCCAUUCAUUAACAGGUUUUGCCACUGCCUUCGACUUUUUAUAUAACUUAUUAGAUAAUCAUCGAAGACAAAAAUACCUGGAAAAAAUAUGGGUUAUUACUGAGGAAAUGUAUGAGUAUUCCAAGGUUCGCUCCUGGGGCAAACAACUUCUCCAUAACCAUCAAGCUACCAAUAUGAUAGCAUUACUCACAGGGGCCUUGGUUACUGGGGUAGAUAAAGGAUCUAAAGCAAAUAUAUGGAAACAGGUUGUAGUAGAUGUGAUGGAAAAGACAAUGUUUCUAUUGAAUCAUAUUGUUGAUGGCUCCUUGGAUGAAGGUGUGGCCUAUGGAAGCUACACAGCUAAAUCAGUCAUACAGUAUGUGUUUUUGGCACAGCGCCAUUUUAAUAUCAACAACUUGGAUAAUAACUGGUUAAAAAUGCACUUUUGGUUCUAUUAUGCCACCCUUUUGCCAGGUUUCCAAAGAACUGUGGGUAUAGCAGAUUCAAAUUAUAAUUGGUUUUAUGGUCCAGAGAGUCAGCUAGUUUUCUUGGAUAAGUUUAUCUUAAAGAAUGGAGCUGGAAAUUGGUUAGCUCAGCAAAUUAGAAAGCAUCGACCUAAAGAUGGACCAAUGGUUCCUUCCACUGCCCAGAGGUGGAGUACUCUCCACACGGAAUACAUCUGGUAUGAUCCACAGCUAACCCCACAACCCCCUGCUGAAUAUGGUACUGCAAAGAUGCACACAUUUCCUAACUGGGGAGUAGUCACUUAUGGGGCUGGACUACCAAACACUCAAACCAAUACCUUUGUGUCCUUCAAAUCUGGGAAGCUGGGGGGACGAGCUGUGUAUGACAUAGUUCACUUUCAGCCAUACUCCUGGAUUGAUGGCUGGAGAAGCUUUAACCCUGGACAUGAACAUCCAGAUCAGAACUCAUUUACAUUUGCCCCCAAUGGGCAAGUUUUUGUUUCUGAAGCUCUCUAUGGACCAAAGCUGAGCCACCUUAACAAUGUAUUGGUGUUUGCUCCAUCACCCUCAAGCCAAUGUAAUAAGCCUUGGGAAGGUCAACUGGGAGAAUGUGCACAGUGGCUCAAGUGGAUUGGUGAGGAAGUUGGUGAUGCUGCAGGGGAAAUCAUCACUGCCUCUCAACACGGGGAAAUGAUAUUUGUGAGUGGGGAAGCAGUAUCUGCUUAUUCUUCGGCAAUGAGACUGAAAAGUGUGUAUCGUGCUUUACUCCUCUUAAAUUCUCAAACUCUGCUAGUCGUUGACCACAUUGAGAGGCAAGAAGCUUCCCCAAUAAAUUCUGUCAGUGCCUUCUUUCAUAACCUGGAUAUUGAUUUUAAAUACAUCCCAUAUAGGUUUAUGAAUAGGUAUAAUGGUGCCAUGAUGGAUGUAUGGGAUGCACAUUACAAAAUGUUUUGGUUUGAUCACCGUGGCAAUAGCCCGAUGGCUAGUAUACAGGAAGCAGAGCAAGCAGCUGAAUUUAAGAAACGGUGGACUCAAUUUGUUAAUGUUACGUUUCAGAUGGAAUCCACAAUCACAAGAAUUGCAUAUGUCUUUUAUGGGCCAUAUGUCAAUGUUUCCAGCUGCAGAUUCAUUGAUAAUUCCAAUUCUGGACUUCAGAUUUCUCUCAAUGUCAAUAACACUGAACACGUUGUUUCCAUUGUAACUGACUACCACAACCUGAAAACAAGAUUCAGUUACCUGGGAUUCGGUGGCUUUGCCAAUGUGGCUGACCAAGGUCAAAUAACCCGAUUUGGGUUGGGUACUCAAGCAAUAGUACUGCCAGUCAGACAUGAUAGAGCUAUUUUCCCUUUUGGAUUUAAGUUUAACAUAGCAAUUGGAUUAAUUUUGUGCAUUAGUUUGGUGAUUUUAACAUUUCAGUGGCGGUUUUACCUUUCUUUUAGAAAACUAAUGCGUUGGAUACUAAUUCUUGUUAUUGCCUUGUGGCUUAUUGAACUGCUGGAUGUGUGGAGCACUUGCACUCAGCCCAUCUGUGCAAAAUGGACGAGGACAGGAACCGAGACAAGCAAGAAGUCUGUGUCUUCCAAAGGGCACUAUGCGGAUCUUCCUGAUGUUGUCAUUACCUCACUUCCUGGUUCAGGAGCUGAAAUACUCAAACAACUUUUUUUCAAUAGUAGUGAUUUUCUGUACAUCAGAGUUCCUACAGCCUACAUUGAUAUCCCUGAAACCGAAUUUGAAAUUGAUUCAUUUGUAGAUGCUUGUGAGUGGAAGGUAUCAGAUAUCCACAGUGGGCAUUUCCGUGUACUUCGAGGAUGGUUGCAAUCUUUAGUCCAGGACACAAAAUUACAUUUGCAAAACAUCCGUCUGCAUGAACCCAGUAGGGGUAAACUGGCUCAAUAUUUUACAACAAAUAAGGACAAGAAAAGAAAAUUGAAAAGGAGAGAGUCUUUGCCAGAACAAAGAAGUAGAAUGAGAGGCACUUUUGACAGAGAUGCUGAAUAUAUUAGGGCUUUGAGGAGACACCUAGUCUAUUACCCAAGUGCACGUCCUGUGCUUAGUUUAAGUAGCGGUAGCUGGACGUUGAAGCUUCACUUUUUUCAGGAAGUUUUAGGAGCUUCCAUGAGGGCAUUGUAUAUUGUAAGAGACCCUCGGGCAUGGAUUUAUUCAAUGCUGUACAGUAGUAAGCCGAGUCUUUACACUCUGAAGAAUGUACCAGAGCACUUAGCAAGGUUGUUUAAAAUAGAGGGAGGUAAAGGCAAAUGUGACUUAAAUUCAGGCUAUGCUUUCGAGUAUGAACCAUUGAGGAAAGAAUUAGAAAAAUCUGAAUCAAAUGCUGUCUCCUUAUUGUCUCAUUUAUGGCUCGCAAAUACAGCAGCAGCCUUGAGAAUAAAUACAGAUUUGCUGCCUACCAGCUACCAGCUGGUCAAGUUCGAAGAUAUUGUUCAUUUUCCUCAGAAGACUACUGAAAGAAUUUUUGCUUUUCUUGGAAUUCCAUUGUCUCCUGCUAGUUUAAACCAAAUAUUGUUUGCCACUUCUACAAACCUUUUUUAUCUUCCAUAUGAAGGGGAAAUAUCACCAACUAAUACUAAUGUUUGGAAACAAAACUUGCCUAGAGAUGAAAUUAAACUAAUUGAAAACAUCUGCUGGACACUGAUGGAUCGUCUAGGAUAUCCAAAGUUUAUGGACUAAAUGCUGCAGGUCAGCAGAAAUUUGCACUAAUGCUUCCCUACCCACUUUGUGGAUAUGGACUAGAAGAGUUGGUUUAUUCUUGUAUUCUGUGUGUGUGUGUGUGUGUGUGUGUGUGUGUGUGUUCUGUCUUUUAUUUGCACAGAGAGAUUAUUUAAAAAAUAGGCACCAUAUUUGGCCUAGCAGGAUUUAUUUUUAUGUUACCACUUCCUUGCUUUUGUUUCUGAAUUUUUUUCUGCUAAAAUAUUUCUGUUUCAGAAGUGUAGAUGAAAUUAUGUCGUGGGGUUCUGGGAAAAUGGGAAGAUUUUAAAGGAUUUUGUUUAACUUGCCUUCUGUAACUGUGCUAACCUAUCUGGGGACCUCAUACACUACUAAAGGCCUUGCAGUUGCUGCUUUACCCAAGCGUCUCUUCCUUUCAAGAUGGACUAUUUAUCUUUUUGAAAAGGUCUUUUAACAUACUUACCUUGCACAAAGAAAAAAAAAAAAAAGUGAAUUCCUUUUACUUUAUAUAACACUCAGUGAUAUCACUGGAGAAAUGGAGUUAAGUUCCUAUCAGAACUACAGAAUUCCUUCUGGAAAUGCAGAUGGAAAUACAGCAUAAACUUUUUUUUUUUUUUUAAAGUCAGAAAUAGUAAUCUGGAAAGUUUCCUUAAAGUUUUUUACUUACAAAUAAUAAGAAAUAAGUCUGAACAAUCUGGGUGCUGAGGGCUGGGUUUUUAGACAUGCUUAUCUGUUUAAAACUCUCUUUUUUGGCUUCCUGAAGCUACAGCUGUUUGCCAUUACACUACUCCCACCCUGUCCUUUUUGUCACUGUCAAGCAAAACAGUCGGUAGUUACUAAUUGUUAAACUCCCAGUAUUUGUGGAGAUUUCCUCUUCUCCGAUGAUUAAUUUUGCAUUAAGGACUGACACAGACUUAGAAUCGAAUUUAUUUUUUGUGGAAUUACCACUGGAUGACUCAAAGAAAGCAGUGCCGCUGCUGCCAAUGUUUUCUUAGACUGGAGACAGAAUUGGAAAACUGCCUGACUUUUCUUGCUUCCUUUUGAGUAAGUUUAGAGACCGCCAGUGUCUGCAAAAUUGAAGGCAAAUGGGAGAUGAUGUCAGAGGCAUCUGUUUCUUUUACCAUCUGCAUCUUAUUACAAAUGUAGUCAACAUAAAAUGUGCUUCAUUUUACUUUGGUGUGUUCUGAAAUCAAAAUGCUAUGCCAUUAUAAGCCAGUGGAGUAAUUACAAUGUACUGGAUGAAAACUAUCAGGCAGUGUCGAGACUUGAUGAAAAUCUUUGUAGAGAUUGCAGUCUUCUUCCUGAUGUUCAGACUACAAACUGUAGUUCCUUCAAGCUCGCUAACACUUGGAGUCUGUCAUUCUGACCUAGAUAAAAGUGGUUCUGUCUCAGUAGUUUGUUAUUAUGUCAAAAUGUGCCUCAAAAGUGAUAAAGCUGUGGCUAUGUUACAUUCCAGCUAAAUCUAACUUGGCUGUCAUUUUCCUUCCAUUAUGAUAUGAUACUGCUCCCUUCCUCCACAUUUACUUCCCAUAACUCCCAUAAUUUUCCCUUUAUGGUAACAAAAUGAAUAAAAAUUAUAUUCAUGUGGGUUAAGAGGGCAAUGAAGACUUCUACCUAUUAUUCUUAAGGAAGAUUGUUUUAUCUCAGGGUCAAUCAACAAACAUUUAAAAUUGCUACAUGGAUGAUAACACUGUUUCCAUUAUUGCUCAGAGUCUCAGUGUUUGCUUUCAAUUCCCAGGAUGUGUGAUCUCGAAUCAGAUAAAAUAAAAAGGAUCUGGGUUGGAAGUAGUAUUAGAUCUGAUAAGGUAAGAAUUACACAUGGGUGCUGGUAUCAGAGAAGACAACAGAAGCCACCCCUGCCUUUCUUUGAACAUACAGAAAUGCCUGCAUAAGCAGAGGACAACCUAAUGAAACGUGUGGAGGAACAGGGGAAAGAAGAUACGUGGAAAAUGAAAGAGUGAUUCUGAGAAUGAAUAUGGGAAUUUAUUGAUAGCAGAACAAAGAAGGUUCACCCAAAUGGCCUUCACAGUGGACUGUAACUCUCAUUCUAACACAGCAAUACAGAGUUCUCUGUCUCUGUACUCAUUCAUUCCCAAUCCAGAGGGAAAAUUUUAGAUGCAAGCCCCACUACUUAGGUAACUCUAAUGUAGAAAAUUUGCUGAAGACUGUACUUGGAAAUUCUCCUGUGAGGAGUGUUAUGCUGGGAAAGGGGAUGACACAUCCAUCAAACUUGCGGAAUGUGUGUGCACACACAUGAUCACACUUCUGCCUUGUAAUCUGAAUACCUAAGGUCACUGCUUCUCCUAGUACAUCCUCAGGUCCUGCACUGUCGUUCAGGGUAAUCUAGGAGAAAGUUGAGUUGUCUGUACACAUACUUUUACUCAUCUUGCAAAUAAGAUGAUUACUAACACUUGUUUGAAAACCUUUAUAAAAUGUCCUAUCUAUAAUAGUCACCCCUUCCUUCAUUUCCCAAAUUUAGACUUAUUGGAAAUAAGCUACUUUAACAAAAUUUUAUUAAAACUAAUGAUAAUGAAAUUUUAAAAAGUUUUGCUGCCAAAAGUAAAAUAGCAAAUGUAAUGAUAAUUUGACUUACAAAGUUUGAAAUGACAGAUUUUUCUCACGAUGAAAUAGAAAGCCCACAUCUAAAGUUGAAUGUACCACAAUGAAAAGUCCAGAGAGGAUUGGAAAUAGAUUCUACUCAGGAGAAGGAAACUAAAUCUGUGAAUUUGCUUCAGUUUAAAUUUUAAAAUACAGAUUUUAUCAAUAUGACACAAGACCAUGGACUUAUUGGGCCUAGAUUCCAAAAUAUUACACAAUUGAUUACUUUUGGACAAUAACUGAUAGAUGCCUGGCAAGAAUAGGAUCAUUUUUAUUUAUAUCAAAUCCCAAGGAAUAUUAGAGGAAUUGCCUUCUCCAAAUAUAUUCAAAAAAGCACUCCCCUCAUACACAUGAGCAUGUCUUAAAAAUCCUCAUUAUGAACUUGUCACCCCUCCUCUCUGCCACUUAUUUUUUAGUUCUCUUUAGUUAUACAUGGCAGUAGAAUGUAUUUUGACAUAUAAUACAUGGAGUAUUACUUCCCAUUCUUGUAUUUGUACAUGAUGUCUGCCAUUUAUUUUUGAUUGGCAUUAUUGAUAAGCAGAGAUGUUAUGCAUCAUCAAAAAUCCUAGAAAUUCUUAUAUAAAGUAUAUCACAUUUACUUAUCUACAAGUGAGUAAAAAUGGUAAUUUUCAAAUUGCAAUGUGGUUUGAUUUCAUUAACUUUGAUCAUAAUUAGAAAAGUUUUCACUGAUUAGGAAAAAAUGUAAAUAGAAGGUAAUAUGUUGUAUCACCACUUUCAGGGUGUUUAACCUUAUAUGAAGACAUUGAAUAUUUUCUUCUUAUAUGUUAACCAAAUUAUUGUAUCUGAAUAAUCAGUCACUACAUUUUGGCAGAAAAAUUAUCCAAAUAAGUAUUGAGACUCAAGUUACUGGAUUUUGCAGAGAAUGUUAGACACUUUAAAAACCAGAGUCUAACAUUCUCUAAAAAGUUGUAGAUGCUUAAGCUAUAAUUUAUAUGGAUUUAUAUUUUAUGUAAUCCAGGUAACAUGUUUAAUUGAUUCUGAUUCCAAAGAUGGAUUUCAGCUAAGUCUUUCAAACCAUGGGAAUUUUUGUUUUUGUUUUUCACACCUUAUCUUGUUAUGUAGCAAAAAACAAAUAACAACAAC